AUGCCGGGGCAGGAGCGUGACCUGGCACCUGGGUGGCAGGGACAGAUGGCGGGGACAUUGCAGAAGAAGGGGCGUUUGCCUGGUUCCAGGCAGGGGCUGUUGCAGAGGGCACGAGCCUGGGGCGGCGGGGCCGAGCGGCGCAGGGUGCCCCUGCCGGGUGCCAGCCCGGCGGGCAGGGGCCAGAGGCUGGGUGACGGUGGCACGUCUCCGCAGGAGGAGGUGAAGGUGAAGAUGAAGGAGCUGAACGAGCACAUCGUGUGCUGCCUGUGCGCCGGGUACUUCAUCGACGCCACCACCAUCACCGAGUGCCUGCACACGUUCUGCAAGAGCUCCAUCGUCAAGUACCUGCAGACCAGCAAGUACUGCCCCAUGUGCAACACCAAGAUCCACGAGACGCAGCCGCUGCUCAACCUCAAGCUGGACCGCGUCAUGCAGGACAUCGUCUACAAGCUGGUGCCCGGCCUGCAGGAGAGUGAGUGGCUCCG
Messenger RNA from Aptenodytes forsteri (emperor penguin), 485 nucleotides. RefSeq names its product polycomb group ring finger 1 (gene PCGF1). The record is from RefSeq and is a predicted model, not a curated record. Gene Ontology annotation, cellular component: PRC1 complex. The transcript is spliced from 3 exons. Gene Ontology annotation, molecular function: promoter-specific chromatin binding. NCBI's taxonomy places the organism in Eukaryota, Metazoa, Chordata, Aves, Sphenisciformes, Spheniscidae. The annotation marks the transcript as partial. Gene Ontology annotation, biological process: negative regulation of transcription by RNA polymerase II.